This is a messenger RNA of Auanema sp. JU1783, 690 nucleotides long. The record is from the annotation of a GenBank genome assembly. NCBI's taxonomy places the organism in Eukaryota, Metazoa, Nematoda, Chromadorea, Rhabditida, Rhabditidae.
AUGGUCGAUUUCUGUUCUGACGUAAACUUCGCCAACGUUGUAGAUGUUCCCGACUACUCAAUUGAAGAGCUUACACCUUUCGUUUUGGCUGAAUGGAUUAGAACGUUUUAUGAAACUAAAUGGAUAUUUUCAACGAAUGGAGCUAUAGGAACAAUUCAAAGCGGUUUUCUGUUUCUAACUCCUGCCAAUAUCGCCGGGAAUAAUAUCGAAAAAGACACUAACUUUGUCUAUGAUGUCACCACCAAAGAUCUUUUAUUCGAACCAGCGAACAGCCAGUUGACUCCAUGUGCCACUGUGAUUGCCUACUUAUUACAACUAACAAGAUGUUCUACUGUCAUUCACACUUGCAGCGAAGCGUCAAUUGAAGUAACUAGGAUGCAAGAGGGCAAUUUCGUCUUGCAGGUCAGCGGGAAUGAAUGUAUAAAAGGAGUUUGGGAUUUUUACAAGAACGCUCAUUAUGUAAUCAAUGAUACCUUAUGUAUUCCAAUUAUCGAGAACGAACGGAAUGAAGAGGAACUAUUGAAGUCUCUCAAGACAUUGUUCGAAUAUCCCAUUCCCAGCUGUGCUGUACUUAUCAGAGGUCGUGGUCUUUAUGUUUGGGGACCAAGUUGGGAAUUAGCUAAAACUUCAUGUGAAAAUAUUGAGAAUAUAUUAGAAGAAGAGUUUUUAACGCUAUCACUAAUUCUCUAG